Schistosoma bovis is the source of this 3817-nucleotide messenger RNA. Lineage: Eukaryota; Metazoa; Platyhelminthes; Trematoda; Strigeidida; Schistosomatidae. The record is from the annotation of a GenBank genome assembly.
CUUUACAAAGUAUUUAUAACAUAUCGUGCGCAUUUGAUGUUGCAAUUGAGAUCAAUAAGAGUCUCUCUUCGUUCUGAUUGUCAGUUUCUUUGGCAUGUCAGAAAACAAGAAGUUGGAUGAUGACGUCACCGUUGUCGUAGAUAAACCAGAUUAUGUAAAACUGAAGCGAUCUAUUGGUAUUGUAACCAGUAUCACCAUCUUAGUAGGAUCAAUGAUUGGCUCAGGAAUAUUUGUCAGUCCUACUGGUAUUUUGAGGAACGUUAGAAGCAUAGGAGCUACUCUUAUCAUAUGGGUUGCGUGUGGGAUCUUCAGUAUGCUCGGAGCGUACUGUUAUGCAGAACUUGGCACGAUAAUAGAGCGAUCCGGAGGGGAUUAUAUUUAUGUAUAUGAAGCAUUUGGACCAUUUAUUGGAUUUUUGCGUUUGUGGAUGGAAGUAAUGGUCGUAAGACCUGCAACUGUCGCUAUUGUGGCUUUAGCAUUUGGGGAGUAUGUUGUUGUACCUUUGUAUCCAAACUGUCUGCUUCCCAUUAUGUUGGUCAGGAUUUUGGCGGUUUUAUGUAUUACAUUUUUAAGCUUCGCCAAUUCCUUUUCAAUCAAAUUUUCAACCAGAAUACAAGACAUAUUUACAUUUGCGAAACUUGCCGCUCUUGCAAUGAUCAUAGUAACCGGAUUUGUACAGAUCGGAUUUGGUCGUUAUGAAGGGCUGAAAGAACCUUUCGUCGAAUCAAACUGGAGUCCUGGUAAAAUAGCUAAUGCAUUUUACAGUGGUUUAUUUGCUUAUGGUGGCUGGAAUAACUUAAACUGUAUGGUUGAAGAAAUGAAGAACCCCAGGAAACAUUUGCCCAUAGCAAUUGUGGUAUCGUGCUUACUAGUGACUCUAUUUUACACAGCUGCUAAUGUAGCCUAUGUGACCGUCGUACCAGUUGCAGAGAUGUUGACCACAAGAGCUGUGGCUGUGACAUUUGCUAAUAGAAUAUACGGAAUGUUUUGGUGGAUAAUGCCAAUAUUUGUUGCUUGUUCAACGUUUGGGAGUGCUAACGGAACUAUAUUAACUACAUCGAGAGUAUUUGUUGCUGCUAGUCAGCGUAAGCAAAUGCCACCGUUUAUCAGUUACUUGCACACGGAUCGAUUAACACCUCUUCCGGCUGUUCUGUUCACUUGUAUCAUAUCAAUAAUUUACUUGCUUGCUGGAGAUAUUUUCACACUUAUGAAUUAUAUGGGUUUUGUUCAAUGGUUGGCAAUCGGUCUUUGUGUUCUGAUUGUAGUAAUUUUCAGAAUUACUCGUCCUAAUAUUCAACGUCCGGUUAAGGUAAAUUAAAAUUUCUGAAGUGGGUUUGCGAUAUUAUUCCUUAAGAUUAUAUGAUUAUAAUGAGAGAGUGGUUUUGUGGAGAUUGUAGUAAUUUAAUAAUUGAAUUGAUGAGUCAAUUAAAGGUAGUCCACGGUGGAGGUGGCGUAAUUUCGUGGAUUGGUUGAAUUUAGACAUUACCACCGUCAGUGGUCCAAAGGUUAAGCAUUCGCGCUCGAGACUGAUAGGUCCUGGGUCCGAAUCUCGUGAGGCGAGAUGGUGGAUGUGCACUACCGAGGAGUUUCAUUCUAAUAUGAAACGGCCGUCCAGUGUUUCCAGGUUUUCCAUGGUGGUCUAGCUUCAAUGGACUCAUAAAUUCAAACAAUAAAUUAUUAUAUGAUUGCAUUGAAUCUUUAUUAAUCAUGACUAGUUCUAGUUAACUUUUCUUUUGGAAAACUUUAUUGAGUUGUACAAUGUCAGCAUUGGAUUGUUAUGUUAGCUUUUGCGUCAAUUUAAGCACUGCAUCAUUACUUUUUCUAUUCAACCAGUAGUUUUCUGUUGGAAGAUUCGUUGUGUACGGUGUUGAAAUUAGACAUUAGUUUUAUGAACUGACAUAAAAUUAGAAAAAUCUUUUUAAAGCUGUUACGUUGAUGAAAAUUUUGAAGCAAAUCAUUAAAAUCGUUUUAAACCAUUGAAAAGAUCUUUUCUACUAUUGAUGUAGUGAACGAGAACACACGUGGGGACAGUCGAAUCUAAUUUAAUGCAACAUAACAGAACGUCUUAGUAAAAUUUGAGAACCAUACAAUGAAUACUUCAUUUGCAAAAUGUCAAUCAAUCUUCAUAGACUUCUUUGUUUCUGCAUUUUCUUACCAAUCGCUUUCUGCUCCCAUUCAAUUCUCCUCGAUCUUCUCGACCUUCAGCUGCCAGACACUCUAUUCCUGACUUGAGUUAUAUAUUACUUAUAUCGAUAUACGUAGCACACGCCGCGCUACCAUCUAAUUCAAUAUUUUCAACUAUUACUAAUACUACUACUAUAUCAUAGAAUUUCUAUUCUUUCAUUAUCUAUAUUUAUUACAGGCUCCUAUAAUAUUCGCCAUUAUCUACUUAGUAGUUACUGCAUCUCUGUUAAUUUUCUCUUUUUAUGGAUCGCCUCAAGAAUCAUGUAGGUCAUUUGUUAUAAAUUAUGUUCUAUAAAUUCGUAUGUUUACUUUCUGAAUGUAGGAAUAACAGUUCGUUAUAUUAUUCAACUAUGAAUAUGGAGAUUGAAUUUCACACAACAAACCAAGUAGCCAUAAUCUCAUAAGUGACUAGCUUCGAGUUAGUUAGUAAGUUCUGAGCUACUGAGUUGAAAUCACGAGAGACGAGAUCAUAACUUAUCGAUGACAUUCGCUCAAAAUCGUGGUAUAUAGCUAACGAAUACUAAUCUUAGUAGAAUAACCGAACUAAUCUUUUGCUAUUCAGUGGUGCGGAAACCGACAUUUCUUCACAAGACCAAAAUAUCGCAUGUAUUCGAUGUUAUAGCUUGUUGUAGCCCAUCAUUGUUGAGAUAGUUCAGAACUAAGAAAAAUCUAGUUCAGUUUUCCUAUGGCUCUUCUUGUCGGUUAUUCCUAUGUCACUUUAUGACUUAAAUAAUGAUCGAAAUUGAAGUUAUAUGGAAAACUAUUUGAUCUGUACUACUGAAAGUUGAAGUAAUCUUCUUAUCAUUUUAGUUAAAUGGAACUGAUUUCACGAAUGGUUUAUUUUCCUAGUAUAACAAUGAUUAGAUCUCUCUACUGAAUCCUCGAUUGUCUUAUCUCUUUGUAGUAUAUGGUAUUUUGAUCAUUUUAACCGGUAUACCGGUUUACAUACUCGGUUGUGCGUGGAGUCCUAAACCGAAAUCAUUUCAGGAAAAAAUGAUAAACAUCACGAUUGGAUUACAAAAACUUUUCCGUAUUGUACCAUCCAGUUGAAGAUGAAAGAUAAAGCAUAGAAUUAUUGUGUAUUGUUAACAUUGUUAAACAGUCAUUUUGUUGUGCUACCCGACCACUCACUUAUUGUAUAAAUUCACCGUAUGCAAGAAGAUAAUUUAGCCUGUUCUUUAGCUUUCUGUUUUUUAUCGCCUUUUUUGUGAAAUGCUACAUUCACUUCAUUUAAAAACAAUGAAGCGAUCAACGUUGAUAACCGAUGUCCGGUUGCUCUUCUUCUUGGACUGCAAUAGUUCUGUACAUUUUGUCUACUUGUGAUUGAAAUUUCUUUUUGAUCAUUCUAUUCUUGUUUUGUUUUUUCAUUUGAAUUUUUAUAUUUUCAAAAUUAUUUUCCCAAAAUUUUCUUGUGACUUGACUGGUGGUUACGUAAUGGAGAUUUUUAGGCAUUGCUGAUUGACGACACAACUUACUUACUUAGUUACGCCUGUUACUCCCAAUGGAGCAUAGGCUGCCGACCAAUAUACUACACAAAGUGUAUAUGAUUUGAUUCUGUAUCCCUCUCUCUCUCUGCUUCUUAAUUUUCAUGAGAUUUAGGUAAACAAAAUAUAUGUAAAUUGUAUGCAAACAA